This is a messenger RNA of Pleurotus ostreatus (oyster mushroom), 555 nucleotides long. RefSeq lists its product as uncharacterized. Gene Ontology annotation, cellular component: cytosol. Gene Ontology annotation, molecular function: cytidine deaminase activity; zinc ion binding. The transcript has 5 exons. NCBI's taxonomy places the organism in Eukaryota, Fungi, Basidiomycota, Agaricomycetes, Agaricales, Pleurotaceae. The record is from RefSeq and is a predicted model, not a curated record. Bases 1 to 555 code for a protein of 184 amino acids.
AUGUUCGUGCCGUUGCGGAUGCUGUGGAACCUAUUCAUGGAAUUGCGUAUCAGUCUUCUCAUGCCUCCAUCUGAUAGUGGUCUCAGCGAAUUUGACAAACAUCGGCUGUCCAUGCAUGCUUUCAAAGCUAAAGAAAAGGCGUACCAUCCCCACUCUAAUUUCUCUGUGGGCGCGGCUUUGCUAUGUACUGAUGGCCAAGUCAUCACUGGCUGCAGUGUCGACAACGCGGCUUACGGUGUAUCCACUUGUGCUGAGCAAGUCGCCAUCGUCAAAGCAGUGAGCGAAGGGAGAAGAUCAUUCGUUGGUCUUGCAAUCGUCUCCGACCUCUCUGUUCCAAUCACACCCUGUGGAGUGUGCCGCCAAGUGCUUGCCGAGUUUUGUGACCCCGGGAUGCCAGUCCCCCUUCUCGCAAACCAUUCGCUCAACCCGGAUAACAAUUCUCGCGGGAUGAAGGAAGUUACAAUUGGGCACCUUCUUCCCUUUGGCACGGAACACACACAAGCUUGGGAAAGUAGACGAAUCCCGGACGUCCCGAACGAUCUCCAUUCACUGUAA